Messenger RNA from Momordica charantia (bitter melon), 1734 nucleotides. RefSeq names its product protein CANDIDATE G PROTEIN-COUPLED RECEPTOR 7. Gene Ontology annotation, biological process: transport. Lineage: Eukaryota; Viridiplantae; Streptophyta; Magnoliopsida; Cucurbitales; Cucurbitaceae. Gene Ontology annotation, cellular component: membrane; Golgi apparatus. The record is from RefSeq and is a predicted model, not a curated record.
UUCACGCCAGCGUCACAUUCUCCACCCGCCCCCUUCUCCUUAAGUCCGUUCUCGUUCCUCCCGAAGCUCGCCACUGUAACUCUUCGCUCGGGACGAUCUCCGGCGGCCGCGAAUUCUUUCAAAAUGACGAAAUCGCCCUUCCGCCUCCCUCUCCUCCUCCUCCUCCUCCUCGGCCUCCUCGCCGUCUCCACCACCGCCGAGAUCAAAUCCCUCAAGAUCUCCUCCGACAACCGGCCGAUGAUUCUCUUCGAGAAAUUUGGCUUCACGCACACCGGUCAGGUCGCCAUAUCUGUCCAAUCCGUCUCCGUCGCUUCGUCGCUCGCUGAAAUCGACCCUUCUCGGCUUGGAUUCUUCCUGUUGUCUGAAGAAUCUCUCCUUCAAGUCCUCCUCGAGAUCCAGCAAAACCCUCAGUUUUGCGUCCUCGAUUCUCGCUACAUCAAUCGUCUCUUUACCUUUCGGGACCUCUCGCCGCCGCCUCAAAGCUCCUUCAGCCGUUCCUAUCCCGUUACUGCCCCCAAUGAGUACAGCCUUUUCUUCGCCAAUUGCGCUCCCGAAUCCUCGGUUAAUAUGCAGGUGCGGACGGAGGUGUACAAUCUCGACCGCGAUGGCUCCAAGGACUAUCUCUCCGCUGGCCUUACUCAGCUUCCUUCUCUCUAUUUCGUCUUUUCCCUUGCGUACCUUGGCUUCUUAGGGCUUUGGAUCUACGCUUGCCUCACGAAUAAGCGCACCGUUCACAGGAUCCACUUGUUGAUGGGCGGAUUGCUGUUGAUGAAGGCGUUGAAUCUCAUUUGCGCUGCUGAGGACAAGCAUUAUGUUAAAAGCACCGGGACGCCUCACGGUUGGGAUGUGUUGUUUUACAUUUUCCAGUUUAUCCGGGUUGUUUUGCUUUUCACGGUGAUCGUUUUGAUCGGAACUGGGUGGUCCUUUUUGAAGCCAUUCUUGCAAGAAAAGGAGAAGAAGGUGUUGAUGAUUGUGAUCCCACUUCAAGUCUUGGCUAACGUGGCUUCGGUUGUGAUCGGCGAGACCGGGCCUUUCAUCAAAGACUGGGUCACUUGGAAUCAGGUUUUCUUGUUGGUGGAUAUCAUAUGUUGCUGUGCCAUAAUUUUCCCCAUUGUUUGGUCGAUCCGAUCUUUGAGAGAGACAUCGAAGACCGACGGGAAGGCUGCGAGGAAUUUGGCAAAGCUCACUCUUUUUAGGCAGUUCUACAUUGUUGUGAUCGGCUAUUUGUACUUUACACGGAUCGUCGUUUUUGCGCUCAAGACCAUUGCCGCAUACAAGUAUCAGUGGGUGAGUAAUGCAGCUGAGGAAAUUGCAAGCCUGGCCUUUUAUAUGGUGAUGUUCUACAUGUUUAGGCCUGUGGAGAGAAAUGAGUACUUUGUUCUCGACGAGGAAGAAGAAGAGGCUGCGGAGUUGGCUCUCAGAGACGAAGAAUUUGAGCUCUGAAAUGGGCAUUGAAGAGUACUUUCUAGUUCUUAUUGCCAUCUUUUUCUUCUGCCAUACAAAUGCAAGUGAUAUAGCUGAUUUACAAAUAGAAAUUGUUGAAGUCGGGUCUGCUGCUCAUUUUGCUGAUGUUUUUUGUUUUGCCCUCCUUUCAACUCGUGUAGAAACUUGAAAAUUGUUCUCUGUUUUUUGUUAUCCAUGUUUAUGUUUCAUGUCAUAAUGCUAAAUAGUGACUUCCGCAUAUAGAGUUCGCUCAAACAUGAAAUGUGAAAGCCUCUUUAUUCUGUUCCUCUA